Molecule: messenger RNA, 1218 nt
Organism: Penicillium chermesinum
Lineage: Eukaryota; Fungi; Ascomycota; Eurotiomycetes; Eurotiales; Aspergillaceae
Product: thiolase family protein
Exons: 4
Coding region: 1-1218 (405 amino acids)
Biological process (GO): phenylacetate catabolic process; fatty acid beta-oxidation
Cellular component (GO): peroxisome
Molecular function (GO): acetyl-CoA C-acyltransferase activity
Source: RefSeq, a predicted model, not a curated record
AUGCUGAAACGGACAGCGGGUGGGAUCUUGUCGAAGAGCCCCAACGAUGUGGUCGUUCUCUCUGCAGUGCGAAGUCCCAUUACCCGGGCGUUCAAGGGCGGAUUUAAAGAUGCCUAUCCCGAGGACAUUCUGAUGCCAGUCAUGCAAGCUGCUGUCCAGCGCGCCAAUAUCGAAGCAGGGCAAGUCGACGAUGUCCUGAUUGGAAAUGUCCUCGCCGAACUGGGGUUCGCAAAAACCGGUCGCAUGGCACUUAAUGCCGCAGGUUUUCCAAACACAACAACUUUCCACACCGUCAACAGACAGUGCUCGAGUAGUCUCCAAGCAAUUACGCACGUUGCGCAUGCAAUACUUGCCGGUCAAAUUGAUGUUGGGCUCGGUGGAGGGGCGGAGAGCAUGUCUCGCAAUUACGGGACUAGAGGCAUUCCAGUGGACGUAUCUCCUGCGCUGACAGAAUCGCCCAACAAGGAUGCGCGGGAUUGUCUUCUUCCUAUGCUCAAGACCUCGGAAAAUGUCGCCUCACGAUACGGGAUUGGGCGACGAGAGCAGGAUGAGUUCGCGGCAGAAAGCCAACGCCGUGCAACCGACGCGCAAAGGUCCGGUCGAUUUACUGCAGAGAUCGCACCUGUGACGACACGGGUCAUCAGCACAGGGAUUGACGAAGAGUCAGUUCAAGUUGUCGACCGUGAUGAAGGCAUUCGUCAGAAUGUAACCGUGAAUAAACUGGGAACUCUCAAGCCGGUUCUCGAUGGAGGGUCCAGUACCGCGGGGAACUCGUCGCAGAUUUCCGAUGGUGCGUCAAGUACUAUUCUCGCCCGCAGAUCUUGGGCUGAGGCUCAAGGUCUGAAACCGAUCGCCAGAUUUGCCGGUACCAAAGUCGCUGGCUGCGCGCCCGACGAAAUGGGUAUCGGUCCAAUAUUUGCUAUUCAAGAUCUGCUCAAGUAUCUUGAUAUUGAGAAAAGCGAUGUGGAUAUUUUUGAAAUGAACGAGGCUUUUGCUAGUCAGUCAAUUCACUGCAUUCGGGAGCUCGGCCUCGACAUGGCCAAAGUAAAUCCCAAUGGCGGUGCUAUCGCUCUAGGCCAUCCAAUAGGUGCCACGGGGGCUAGACAAACCGCAACGUUGCUGGCUGAACUACAGCGACAGGACAAGGAGCUGGGUAUCGUUAGCAUGUGUGCCAGUACGGGAAUGGGGGUAGCAUCCCUGUUCAUUAGGGAGGGAUGA